UCAAUUAUUUUGACAAUUAUUAAACCGAUGAUCACGUGAGCCCUUACACCACCACUUUGUUUGUAUUACUCCCGUGAAACUUCUUCUCACUACCCAUUUCCGCCACCUGCAAUCCAUCACAGACGACACUAUUUUCACUAAUCACUACUCGAUCAAGAUGGAGAUUACCAAUGUUAUGGAGUAUGAGACACUUGCAAAGGAAAAGUUGCCCAAAAUGAUCUAUGAUUAUUACGCGUCGGGCGCAGAAGAUGAGUGGACUCUUAAAGAGAAUCGAUAUGCUUUUUCGAGAAUCUUGUUUCGGCCGCGUAUACUUGUUGAUGUGAGCAAGAUAGACAUGACCACAACGGUUUUGGGCUUCAAGAUUUCUAUGCCGAUCAUGGUUGCACCUACUGCUAUGCAGAAAAUGGCUCACCCUGAUGGAGAGUAUGCAACUGCAAGAGCAUCAGCAGCUGCUGGAACCAUCAUGACAUUAUCCUCGUGGGGUACCUCUAGUGUCGAGGAGGUUGCUUCAACUGGUCCUGGUGUUCGGUUUUUUCAGCUCUAUGUGUAUAAAGACAGGAAUGUGGUAACUCAGCUGGUGAAACGGGCCGAAAAGGCUGGUUUCAAGGCGAUUGUCCUCACUGUUGAUACCCCGAGACUUGGCCGAAGGGAAUCUGAUAUCAAAAACAGAUUUGUUCUGCCACCAAAUCUUUCCUUGAAGAACUUUGACGGGUUAAAUCUCGGCAAGCUAGAUAAGACAGAUGACUCUGGAUUAGCUUCAUAUGUUGCAGGUCAAGUUGACAGGUCUCUUAGUUGGAAAGAUGUGCAGUGGCUCAAAUCAAUAACCCCGUUACCUAUUCUAGUGAAGGGCGUUUUAACUGCCGAGGAUGCGAGGAUCGCGGUGCAAUAUGGAGUAGCGGGAAUUAUUGUGUCAAACCAUGGGGCUCGGCAACUUGAUUAUGUUCCUGCAACUAUUAUGGCUUUAGAAGAGGUUGUUAAAGCUACUCAAAACAGGGUUCCAGUAUUUCUUGACGGAGGCAUUCGGCGUGGGACGGAUGUCUUCAAAGCAUUGGCUCUUGGUGCAUCUGGUGUAUUUAUUGGUCGACCGGUGGUGUUUUCAUUGGCGGUAGAUGGUGAGGCUGGUGUCAGAAAGACUCUACAAAUGUUGCAUGAUGAACUUGAGCUUACAAUGGCGUUAAGCGGGUGUCGUUCCCUGGCGGAGAUAUCCCGCAACCAUAUCGUGGCACCAUGGGACCCGCCACGUGUCACUCCUAGGCUUUAGAAUCAUUUGAAAAACAUUCAAGUUUAUGAUAGGAAGGUUGUGCCCAAAUGAACUGAUUGUUGGGGAAAAAGAACUUAGAAUAAUUAUUUGGAGGGUUUCUGGAUUUACAUUAGUGUUCCUACCAAAUCAUAAUAUCAAAUAAAUAGAACUUGAUUAAAUUUGCUUGAUGAA
Molecule: messenger RNA, 1432 nt
Organism: Helianthus annuus (common sunflower)
Lineage: Eukaryota; Viridiplantae; Streptophyta; Magnoliopsida; Asterales; Asteraceae
Product: (S)-2-hydroxy-acid oxidase GLO1
Exons: 12
Coding region: 158-1261 (367 amino acids)
Molecular function (GO): FMN binding; oxidoreductase activity
Source: RefSeq, a predicted model, not a curated record